Paramuricea clavata is the source of this 2845-nucleotide messenger RNA. NCBI's taxonomy places the organism in Eukaryota, Metazoa, Cnidaria, Anthozoa, Malacalcyonacea, Plexauridae. The record is from the annotation of a GenBank genome assembly.
AUGCCACCGAAGCCACGGAAAGAACUUGAUUCUAAGCGACUACAAAACUCGCUUCGAGCGAAUAUUUUGAGCUUGGUAAGUUUGUACCUUUUUACUGUUUGUGUACAGAAAUGUUUCGCAACACGAAUAUAUUAUAAAUUAUACUCUCAAAUAAAGCAUAAACAUUCGCUAUUUUAUGUCUGUUAGAUUAAACGAAACCAUCGAGCAGUCGCGUGUCGCGCAACGUGGAGAGUCCACAAAGAUGAUGUUGAACUUGCGAUGCUGCAGAUCACUUCUAAAAGGAUGCUGCUAAACGAUGCCAUCAAUUCCAUCGAUGGAGUAAUUUUUUUCUUCUCGUGCAUUUCGAGCGUCUGCUCAAAUCCCAACGUGAAGCAAACGAGAAGUGACCAGAACAGUCAAGAAGCAGAAACCGACACGUACCCUUGCGUCGCCUUCUUCGUCGUCUAUGAGCCGAGCGAGAAGUGUAGCGACAACACGUUUUUCGCAGCCCUACACAACCAUGAUGUGGAACCAACAAUAACUCCUAUCAGGGUGAGAAACAAUGGUAACCAGGAAAUGGAAACGGCAGCUCGACAGCUAUUCCAAGUGGUAAAGGAUCAUAACAAUCAGUCGAUACAGGACAUGAUCGAUGUUUCCAACACCUACUGCUAUCGGAACGCAUCAGUUGAAUCAAGCGAAGCGGAAAGCGAAGAUGAAGAAGAGUACGAGGAGUUCCAUCCGAAACAUUUUCCAACCGUUCCUUGUUGCUUUGUGAUUGUAAAUCACGGUGGAUUCCUGCAAGAAUUCGACAGCGCCAUAAAAAAACUCGAGUCGGACGGUCUUGUGGUGGAAACAACGUUGGACACAGAGUUGGAGACAGUCGCACCUGGUACAUGUUCAAACGACGUCAUAUCCACAAUCCGAAAAAUCGAACGCGUCAUGGAAAUGUCUAAGCACGCCUUGUAUCGUGGUAUUAUUUAUUACAAGCCAAAUGGAGCCCAGCUGACGUACGUGAAACUGAUGGAUAUUUCAAGUUAUCUCAACAAGCUCCUUGCGAACCAAGGCAAUCACAGUUGAAAUCUCUAAGCCAAAAUCUAAACCAUUCUUAAUCAAUGCCUGGUAUAGACCACCAGAUACCAGAUCUGAAAAAUUUGAAAAUUUUGAAGAUUGUUUAAAGAAAAUGGACGCGGAAAAUAAAGAAAUCAUCCUUAUUGGAGAUUACAACUGUAAUUGGGACCCAAACCACAGUAACAGAAGUGCGCAAACCGGUAAACUAAAGGAUCUUGCGACCAGAUACCAAUUUGAGCAAUUAAUAAAAGGACACACUAGAAUUACAGAUAAUACCGCUACUUUGCUUGAUUUAGCCUUCACUAAUAAACCUGAAAAUAUUGUUGGAGCAGAAAUAGAACAUGUAGGAAUCAGCGACCAUAGUCUUAUUUAUAUACAAAGAAAAAUAUCUAUUUCCCGUAAACAACCAAAAAUAAUAAAUACAAGGAAAUAUAAGAAUUAUAAAGUGGAUGCAUUUAAAUAUGAUUUAAGUAGGGUACUAGAAACGCUAUCAAAUAGUGAAGAUCCAAAUGUUGUUUGGAAUGAUUGGAAGGAAAGGUUCUUAGCGGUUGCAGACAUGCACGCACCCCAGAUUACCCGUAAAGUCAAAAAUGAACAUAUACCCUGGAUUACGCCUAGAAUAAAAGAUAGAAUACAUAAUAGAGAUUUUCUAAAAAAACAGGCGGUAAAAUAUGGGUCUAAGUGUGCUCAUGAAGCCUACAAAAAAGCUAGAAAUGAAGUGGUUAAAAUAGUUAAAAAUGCGAAAGCAAAUUAUUACAUGCAGGCAUUUAGUAAUUGCGAGGCAAAUCCAAAGAAAAUGUGGAAAAAAGUUAAUGAAUUAACAAAUAGGAAUGUAAAAUCCACCAAUAUAAAUGAAAUUUCAGAUGACGGGAAUAUAGUAACUGAACCAGGAGAAAUUGCAAAUAUUUUCAAUAUUUUUUUUACAGACAUAGGACCCAAAUUAGCAAAAGAUCUUCCGGAACAUAACCAGAUACCAGAAUCGUAUGUAAAACCCUUAAACACCAUUUUCCGUUUUCAGUUGGUAACUGAAACAGAUGUUUCUAAACUAUUAUAUACUAUUAAAACAAAUAAAGCUACUGGACAUGACAGAAUCCCGGCUAAACUACUGAAAGAUUGUGCUGACGUAAUUGCUAAGUCGUUAUCAACAAUAUUCAAUAAGUCAAUAUUAUCGGGUAGUUUUCCAGAUGAUAUGAAAAUAGCAAUUGUUUCCCCUAUUUAUAAAUCGGAUUGCAAAAGUAAACCCACAAAUUAUAGACCUGUGUCUGUAUUGUCUGCGGUUGCUAAGAUUUUUGAAAAACUUAUAUCUCAUCAGCUUUCAAACUAUUUGGAAAGUAAUAAAAUAUUAGUAAACCAACAAUCAGGUUUCAGAAAGAAGCAUUCAACAGAAACUUCAUUACUAUCUGUUACGAAUGAAUGGUAUUUAAAUAUAAACAAAGGGUACCUAAAUGGAGUUGUUUUUCUUGACCUAAAGAAAGCAUUUGAUUGCGUAGACCACAGUAUCCUACUCAGAAAAUUAGAACUUUAUGGCAUAAAAGGGGUUGAACUAAAUUGGUUUAAAUCAUACUUGUCAAAUAGAAUCCAAAGGUGUAAGAUUGGACAAACUAUUUCAGAGCCGCAAACAAUUCGUAGUGGAGUACCCCAGGGAUCUAACUUGGGUCCUCUGCUAUUCCUUGUUUAUAUUAACGACUUGCCAAAUUGUUUAAAAUAUACUAAAGCGAAUAUGUUUGCCGACGACACAAAUCUAACCACUGCAAGCUUAAAUAAAGAAGAACUACAACGGCGAUUAAUUUCGACCUAG